Molecule: messenger RNA, 2564 nt
Organism: Indicator indicator
Lineage: Eukaryota; Metazoa; Chordata; Aves; Piciformes; Indicatoridae
Gene: RAF1
Product: Raf-1 proto-oncogene, serine/threonine kinase
Exons: 19
Coding region: 85-2088 (667 amino acids)
Biological process (GO): signal transduction; protein phosphorylation
Cellular component (GO): mitochondrion; cytosol; plasma membrane
Molecular function (GO): ATP binding; protein kinase activity
Source: RefSeq, a predicted model, not a curated record
GGGAACCAGUGGGUACGGAUGAUGAACUUCAUCUUUUUGUCAUAGGACUUCAUCUGCCUGAAGGGGAAACUGAAGACUGCAUCAAUGGAGCACAUUCAAGGAGCUUGGAAGACCCUCAGUAAUGGGUUUGGACUGAAGGAUUCUGUCUUUGAUGGCCCAAACUGUAUUUCACCUACUAUUGUCCAGCAGUUUGGUUAUCAGCGCCGAGCAUCUGAUGACGGCAAAAUCUCAGAUACUUCCAAAACCAGCAAUACCAUUCGUGUCUUCUUGCCCAACAAGCAGCGCACAGUGGUGAAUGUGCGCAAUGGGAUGACCUUGCACGACUGUCUCAUGAAGGCACUGAAAGUGAGGGGUCUGCAGCCAGAAUGCUGUGCAGUCUUUCGACUCCUAGCUGAACCAAAAGGAAAAAAAGUGCGUUUGGAUUGGAAUACAGAUGCUGCCUCCUUGAUUGGAGAGGAACUGCAAGUGGACUUUCUUGAUCAUGUUCCACUCACUACACACAAUUUUGCUCGGAAGACGUUUCUAAAGCUUGCUUUCUGUGACAUCUGCCAGAAGUUCUUGCUGAAUGGCUUUCGGUGUCAGACGUGCGGUUAUAAGUUCCACGAACACUGCAGCACCAAAGUCCCAACCAUGUGUGUCGACUGGAGCAACAUCAGGCAACUCUUAUUGUUCCCAAAUUCAAAUAUCAGUGACAGUGGUGUCCCUGCACUACCUCCCUUGACAAUGAGACGGAUGCGGGAGUCUGUCUCCCGGAUACCUGUUAGUUCCCAGCACAGGUAUUCUACACCUCAUGCCUUCACGUUCAACACAUCAAAUCCUUCUUCUGAGGGCUCUCUUUCCCAAAGACAGCGAUCUACAUCCACACCAAAUGUCCACAUGGUUAGCACUACGAUGCCUGUAGACAGCCGGAUAAUUGAGAAUAACAGCCUGAAUGCUUCUCCCAGUUCCUGGUGCAGACGGUUUUGUUUGAGGGGAAGAGAUGCAAUUCGAAGCCAUAGUGAAUCAGCCUCACCUUCUGCUCUGUCUGGAAGUCCUAACAAUAUGAGCCCAACUGGCUGGUCUCAGCCCAAAACCCCAGUCCCAGCCCAAAGAGAGCGAGCCCCUGGAUCUAACACACAAGAAAAAACCAAAAUUAGGCCUCGUGGACAGAGAGAUUCCAGUUAUUACUGGGAAAUAGAAGCAAGUGAAGUGAUGCUUUCUACCAGAAUAGGGUCAGGUUCAUUUGGAACAGUUUACAAAGGCAAAUGGCAUGGGGACGUAGCAGUGAAGAUACUAAAGGUUGUAGAUCCAACCCCAGAGCAGUUCCAGGCUUUCAGAAAUGAAGUGGCUGUAUUAAGGAAGACUCGGCACGUGAACAUUCUGCUCUUCAUGGGCUACAUGACUAAAGACAACCUGGCCAUCGUCACGCAGUGGUGUGAAGGAAGCAGCCUGUACAAACACCUGCAUGUGCAAGAGACCAAGUUCCAAAUGUUCCAGCUCAUUGAUAUUGCUCGGCAGACGGCACAGGGAAUGGACUAUUUACAUGCAAAGAAUAUAAUCCACAGAGACAUGAAAUCCAAUAAUAUAUUUCUUCAUGAAGGCCUCACAGUGAAAAUAGGAGACUUUGGUCUGGCCACUGUAAAGUCCAGGUGGAGUGGAUCUCAGCAGGUGGAGCAGCCUACUGGUUCAAUCCUGUGGAUGGCUCCAGAGGUGAUCCGGAUGCAGGACAGUAAUCCAUUCAGCUUUCAGUCGGAUGUCUACUCCUAUGGAAUAGUGUUAUAUGAACUGAUGACAGGAGAGCUGCCCUAUUCCCACAUAAACAACAGGGAUCAGAUUAUUUUCAUGGUUGGCCGGGGCUAUGCUUCUCCAGACCUCAGCAAACUCUACAAGAACUGCCCCAAAGCGAUGAAGAGGCUUGUAGCAGAUUGCUUGAAGAAAGUGAGGGAAGAACGACCUCUGUUUCCACAAAUCCUGUCCUCCAUCGAACUGCUGCAGCAUUCUUUGCCCAAAAUCAACCGGAGUGCUUCGGAGCCGUCCCUGCACCGCGCUGCCCACACAGAGGACAUCAACGCCUGCACGUUAACCUCCACCAGGCUGCCUGUCUUCUAGGCUCCUGCUCCCCUUCCCUCCUCCUCCUCAGGGAUGGGAAAGGAACAGAAGUUGUGCUUUUUAAUGCCUCCAUGUACAGGAUCAGUGCCAGCAGGAUUAUCUGCAUCCCAGUUUGAAGAACAAGCUGCUAAGGGUUUCUGCGGUUCUUACCCUGCAAGGACACAGCUCCACAUUGCCUUUUUUCUACAGUUUCUUUCACUGGGAUGGUUCACAGAUGAGAAAUCAAGAGAUCUAUUACUAUUUUUUUUUUAAUAGAUGCACUUGAGCCUUAUUUUCCCAUCCACAGAAGCCAUGGAUGUUCCUUUGGCAGCGUUUCUGGACUGACUGGGAUCUGUUUUUUUUCACAGCCAGGAUGGCUCACCUUGGUGUUUUGAGGAAAAGUGAUGCCUUGUGGUGCUCCUCAAGUGCCCUGUGCCACUCCAGGGUGGGGGAGCUUGGCCUGACAUAGGUGGCUGCAAACUAGACUGAGGGGGAAA